AUGAUAACGAAGGCAGAGAUGGAAGCAGCUCAACAUCUGAUGGAGCUAAGCGAUGAAGAGAGUAGUAGUCUCGAUAUAAUAAAGAAGAGGAAGAUUGAGGAAAUAUUCGGUAAAGAUGAUACUUAUGAAGAUCAUCGCGCAAAAGAAAUGGUGAUCGUGAGAGUAAUGUCACCAAAGAAGAAGAAGUUUAGGACGCUCGAGAGCAUUUACAAGGCGACACGACCUAUCAGGUUACAUGACGACGAGACCAAGAUAUCAGGAUCGGUGAUUGACUCAUUGGAUGAUCAACAAAUCUUUAAGGAUGAAGCUUAG
Molecule: messenger RNA, 312 nt
Organism: Eruca vesicaria subsp. sativa (arugula)
Lineage: Eukaryota; Viridiplantae; Streptophyta; Magnoliopsida; Brassicales; Brassicaceae
Source: the annotation of a GenBank genome assembly